CUGGCAUUGGUCACCAGUUGGAUUCUGACCAAUAUGAGAUAACACUCUGUCUUGUCUUGUCAUGUAUUGUCAUGUCUUGUCUUGUCAGAUGAUUUGAUCUAAAUCUCAUCCAAUACCUACUAUAGGUAUUCAUAGUCUUAAUACUACAAAGAAAUAUAUUUUGGUAUGUCUUUACAUUAGUUUUACAGAAGCACUAUGCAAAUUCCAUUGUGAGAUUUUCAGAGCCAGAAUAUCUAUAAGGUAGGAUACAGCAGUGCACCAUUUUGGACUUCAGAAACAAUUUUAAUAAUAUUCUGUAAUAUAAUUUUUCAUGUUCUGUCUCUCACGUAAUAGCUCUCAACAAUUUAUUUUAAUUAUAGAGGGGAUGGAGUGGAAUCCUCAUAUAAAAUGCAACCCAUGUGACUGUUAUCAAUAUAUGACCUUGCAAAGAAAUAUAUUGGAUCACAUCUAUUUUCUAUUUUUUUAUAGUGUGGGAGGUGCAAAUGCACUAUUUAUAUUUGAAUUAUAAUGGGUCUGUGUGGAUGAUGUUUGCUGACUUGUUAUGAUUGUGCUUCCUUUUCCAGCAUUUUUUCAGUUACUGAAUGAAAUUAUCAAUGGCAAAAAGAGAAACCAUUAAUCAAACAAUGGUGACAGAAUUCAUCCUCCUGGGAUUCAAGACUGUUCCUGAAUUGCAGAUUGUCCUCUUUGUUGUGUUUUUGGUGAUAUAUGUGGUGACAAUGGCUGGGAAUAUCCUCAUAGCAACAGUAGUCUUAUCUAGCCAUCAUCUGCACAAACCUAUGUACUUAUUCUUGGGGAACUUGUCUAUUCUGGAGACCUGCUACACCUCAACAAUUCUUCCUAGGAUUUUAGGUAGUUUUAUAACUAACUAUCAUGGACUUUCAUUCACUGGAUGUUUUAUACAGUUCUACUUCUUUGCCUUCUUAGCUGGAGCUGAAAGUUAUCUCCUAUCUGCAAUGUCUUACGACAGGUAUUUAGCCAUAUGUAAACCACUCUAUUACGCAACCCUCAUGAACAACAGAUUGUGUGUUCAAUUGUCCUUUGUGUCUUGGAUAAUUGGCAUUGUGGCUAGUGCAUUUACAACAUCCUUUGCGUCACAGUUGAUAUUCUGUGGCCCCAAUGAAAUUGACCACUUCUUUUGUGAUUACACACCAUUGUUAAGACUCUCCUGUAGUGAAAUUCAGCAGACAGAAAUGGUGAUGAAAGUCCUGGGCUCUGCAUGCACAAUGCCUCCAUUGCUGCUGACACUGGCUUCCUAUGUUUGCAUCAUCACCACUAUUUUAAGAAUCCCUUCAACUACAGGCAGGAGUAAAGCAUUUGCUACUUGUUCCUCUCACCUUAUUGUGGUCACAAUUUUCUAUGGAACCCUAACCAUUGUAUAUAUCUUACCAAAAACCAGCACUCUGAAGGAUCUGAACAAAGUUUUCUCAGUCUUCUACACAAUCCUGACUCCCAUGAUCAACCCUUUUAUCUAUAGUCUCAGAAACAAGGAAUUCAAGGAUGCCUUGAGGAAAAUGAUUGGAAAACUUGUGCCACUGAGAAUAACUCAGGGAAUACAACGUCAACAAAAUAUAAUAUCCCAGUAAUGAUCUAUGGUCUAAAACCACAGACCACUUUCAUCUUCAAAAGGCCUUGUGAAAUCAAUUCAUAUCUAUUCAUCAAAGAUUGUGAAGUGAAAACAAGGAAGUACAAUCUUGAAAUUGUAGAGGGGAUUGCAGGUGAGCAAUAAUAUUUUUAAUGUUUCCUUAAAUAGAGCACCCACAGACAUACCCACACAAACAGAAAGAUGUGAAAGGGAUCAGAAUCUUACAUUUUAGCUAUUUGGAAAGCUGUUUGUUCAAUCAUGGACAAAUAAACAACAAUGGAGAUUAUCACACCGGCAAAAAAAAUGGGAGCAUAGUGGGAUGCCCCUGUCAAUAUCGCACAGUUUGGCAAAGAUUAUCACACGAUGCCGUGCGACAUUGCAAUUAUCCUGUGCAUAAAGUUGAAAGUACCUAGAACUAUGCAUGAGAAUAUUUAGAAAUUCAUCCCAUUGUUAGUCUAAUGUCAAAAUUAGUUAAACAUGUAGCCAGUGAAUUGUAAGUAUGCAAUACAUCAAGUAAACAUCUGCUAAUAUGACAGAAAAAGCCAGCAUUCAUUUGCCAAAACCAUGGUAUGGAAGACUGACUUUUCUAUUCUGACAUCCACCGGAUGGAACAAUUUCUUCAUUGAGACCAGAUAGGCCCCCAAUAACUGCGUUGGCCCAGGUGUUUUCCUAGUCACUUACCUCUCAUGAGUCAAGAGCUUUUGAUGAUUUUUUUUUCAUUACCGCUGUAUGGCUUUAGCCUUUGAUUUUAUAUGUAUCAUUUUUACUUACAAUAUUGUAAACU
Sceloporus undulatus (fence lizard) is the source of this 2366-nucleotide messenger RNA. RefSeq names its product olfactory receptor 6B1-like. Gene Ontology annotation, molecular function: olfactory receptor activity; G protein-coupled receptor activity. Gene Ontology annotation, biological process: G protein-coupled receptor signaling pathway. Lineage: Eukaryota; Metazoa; Chordata; Lepidosauria; Squamata; Phrynosomatidae. Gene Ontology annotation, cellular component: membrane. The record is from RefSeq and is a predicted model, not a curated record. The transcript has a single exon. The coding region runs from base 582 to 1583 and encodes 333 amino acids.